Molecule: messenger RNA, 1225 nt
Organism: Scatophagus argus
Lineage: Eukaryota; Metazoa; Chordata; Actinopteri; Scatophagidae
Product: aminoacyl tRNA synthase complex-interacting multifunctional protein 1-like
Exons: 7
Coding region: 120-1067 (315 amino acids)
Molecular function (GO): tRNA binding
Source: RefSeq, a predicted model, not a curated record
UGACCUGCAGCCAGCUGGAGACGGAGAGAGACAGCUGACGGUGUGUGUGUGUGUGUGUGUCCCAGCUGAAGACUCUGAGCUUUCUGUCUCCGUCCGCCCGACCGACAACAUCGUCCAGCAUGGACAACAGCAACGGCCUGUUUAAUCCCAGCCUGGCGGCGGCUCUCAAGAAGUUCGAUCCAGAGGACGGCGAGCAGAUCGUCGAGUACUUCGAAACCCAAGCCCUGCUGCUGAGGGAGAAAGCACUGCUGCAGGCGUCACUCAGAGAUCAGAAGAAGCUGCUGGUAGAAAACGGAAAACUGAAGAAAGACAUCGAACAGCUGAGACAUCAGCUGCAAGACAAACAGAGGAGACGCACAGUCAGGGCUUUGUUCUCCCCGCCCCCUCCGACAGGUAGCCCCGCCCCCACGACGCCUGUCAGUCAACCUUCCUCCCCCGCCGGAGCAACCGCCGCCGCUCCUGCCGAGCCUCCUUCACCCUCCUCCCACGACCAGAGAGAGAGGCGGAGCAGGAGGGGUCGAGGAGAGAGGAGAGCCCGUCCCAUCUCGGACCACCUGCCCCUGGGGGCGGAGCCUCGGGUCGACGUGUCACGACUAGACCUGCGGGUCGGACGCAUCGUCAGCGUCCGCCGCCAUCCGCUGGUCACGACGCUGUCCGUCCAGGAGGUGGACGUGGGAGAGAAAGUCCCCCGCAUGGUGGUCAGCAAACUGGGCGGGACAACACGGCCGGAGGAGGGCGACCUCGCUGUGUUGCUAUGCAACGUCAAGGCCUGUAAGCAGAGGGGCGUGGUGUCUCAGGCCCGCCUCCUCUGCUGCUCCGCCUCCGAUGAUGUCAUCGAGCUGCUGGUCCCACCCACAGGCUCUCAUCCUGGGGACAGAGUUACCUUCCUCAAUUACCCCGGGGACCCGGACCGGGAGCUGCAGUCCAAGGACAGGGUUUGGGAGCUCCUUCAGCCCGACCUGCAGGUCGACUGCAGGGGCGUGGCCAACUAUAAAGGCUGCAGGUUUGAGGUGAAGGGGAAGGGACUAUGCAGGGCCCCGUCCCUCACCAACUGCCUCAUCAGAUAGACACAGCGAGGGGCCAAGACUCGCUGAAAAACGAUCUGCACCAGGGUGCUUUUAUUGUGAAAAGCCCACUCUGCUGUGGGCAACUGGUUAGGCAACUGGUCAGGCAACUGGUCAGGCGCUCACAAAAGAAGAAAUUAAAUAAAAUUGGUUAAAUUUCA